AUGGAUUCCACUGAAAACGAAAGUUCUUCCCAUCGAAAGAAGAGGGCCAAUCCUGAUUUCUACCAAAGAAGCAUUAUUAAAAAGGAACGUGUAAAAGGCGAACCUUAUAAAAACUACAAGGGUAAUAAUAUUCCUGGCAAAAUACUUGGCUCCGCUUGCAGUUGUCGAGCAAAGUGUUUUGAAAAAUUCGCCAACGAAGAACUGCACUCAAAUAUGGUGCGCUUUAUUUCUCUUGAAUCUAAGGAUCAACAGGACAUAUGUCUGCAAGGACUGAUAGAGGUUCGAAGUAUACAGCGGCGGCGCGCUAGGGUUGAGGUGGGAACUAAAGCAAAAUCCAAUACCUUUGAAUACACAUUCAAGGGUUCAGACAAGAUUGAAGUUUGUUUGAAAGCAUUUAUCUCAGUAUAUGGUAUAACUUUGGGUCGAGUUAGAAGACUUAAAGAUCUUGCCGUGCUAGGAAAAUCCCCUAGAGGCUUACGUGGAAAAAAUCCAAGUGGUAAUCAACUCGGCGAAGAACUUCAGUUUGCUGUUCGAGAACACAUUCAGUCGUUUCCCGUUAAAUUAAGCCAUUAUGCAAAUCGAGAAGUUAAGUACUUAAAUAGUGAGCUGAAUUUAAAGAUUAGGUACGACUUAGGAAAAAUACCCCACAUUGAAAGUCAGCUACCCAUAUUACACAAAGUAUUUUCGAGAACAUUCUUUUUUGAGAUUCGGACGCCCUCAAGUUGA
Acanthoscelides obtectus is the source of this 726-nucleotide messenger RNA. Lineage: Eukaryota; Metazoa; Arthropoda; Insecta; Coleoptera; Chrysomelidae. The record is from the annotation of a GenBank genome assembly.